AUGAAGUGUUGGGCCCAGAUCAUCACAACGCCUACGGCAGACACGCCUGGAACAACAAUUCUUCUACACUUCGACAACAAGAGAUACCUAUUCGGAAAUGUAGCAGAAGGUACACAGCGUGCGGCUGUUCAGAGGAAACUCGGACUCAUUAAAGUUGGUGAUAUAUUCCUAACAGGCAGGUUAGGGUGGGAUAAUGCGGGAGGUUUGUUAGGCAUGAUACUUACACUCGCAGAUAUCAGAUCCUCCUCUCGGGAGGAAAAGAAAGGUCAUGGUCAGGACAAAAUAGAUCUUGUAGACAAGGAUAUGAGCCUCUCGGUUCAUGGAGGUCGAAAUUUAACUCACCUUCUGGCUACGUCCAGGCGGUUUAUAUUUCGGAAAGGAAUGCCUAUUGUAACAAAUGAAUACACUCUGAUGAAAGAAAAAUUACAGAAAUCUUGGGAACCUACUUGGAGAGAUGAGAACAUCAAAGUCUGGGCUAUGGCCAUAGAGUCCGACGUUACUGUCAGAAAGAGAAGUCAUGCCGAGUUUAGCGAUCACAUCCAAGAUCAAAAAUCUCAGUGCGAGCUCGAUGAGCACGAUACAAUAAGGAAGUCUGUGGUGUCUUCAAUGUUCGAUUCAAGCUGGCGUCUCGAUACCCUUAUAAAAAAAAAGCUUUCCGAAGUUCAGUUACCAGCCGCUAUCUUUCACCGAGGCGAAAAUGGCCGAAUCCAGAAGUACGAAGGGCCAACUGUUGAGGAGGACGCGUCUGUAGCUGACCUUGAGGUUCUUGUACGUAAUCCAUGGCCCGGUGCGCUUACCGAGCAUCUUCCUUCCACGACCCCCUCAAAUACAUCAAUUUGCUACAUUGUCAAGAAUUAUGAUCAAAGAGGAAGAUUUGACCCUAAAAAAGCUAAAGACCUUGGUAUAACCCCAGGUCCAGAUUUCCGUCGUCUCACACAAGGUGAGAGCAUAACAACGACAGCUGGUAGAAUAGUCUCUCCCGAUAUGGUCCUCGGAAAAGGCAAAAAUGGAAGUGGCUUCGCGGUUAUAGAAUUACCACGUGUGGCGUAUUUGGAAUCUUUACUUGCACGGAAAGAGUUCUCAUCUAGUGAAGUUAUGCUUGGUGUCGGUGUAAUAUUCUGGAUUCUAGGGCCUGAAGUCGUCCAUGACACCAGAUUACAGAAGUUUAUGAAAGACCGUAGUGAAAUGAAGCAUAUUAUUUCCUCAUCAGAUUACUGUCCAAACUAUCUAGCUCUAGAGUCAGCAGCGAUGGCAGCUAUUCGCCUAAAUCUAUUGGAUCCAAACCAUUUUCCACUUCCAGACUACAGCAAUCAGGUGGAUCCCAUUAUUCAGGGGCUCGAACAAAUAGAAAGGGCCCAAUGCGGUAUGGUUGUUCAACUAGAGCCAUUACUCGAAGUUCAACGUGACUCAAUUAUUCCAUUGUUAAAAAGUGCUAUUGUGGUACAAGGUGCGCCAAAAAAUGUAUUGGAAUUAGCCGAAGUAGCCCGUAGCUCCAUGGAUGACGUCGAGUAUCUUGCUACUCUAGAAAGGAAUCAAGCUGAUAUUCCAUGCAAGGAUGCUGAGGUAACAACAUUGGGUACUGGCUCAUCACUCCCAUCAAAAUAUCGAAAUGUCUCGGCGACAUUAAUUAGAGUCCCAGGGUAUGGUAACUAUCUAUUAGAUUGCGGAGAAAAUACCCUUGGACAGCUUAAGAGGGUCUUCGGGAAAGAUCUACCGGAUGUUUUGCGGAAUUUAAAGACCAUUUGGAUAAGUCAUCUUCACGCUGAUCACCAUCUUGGCACCGUAAAUGUUAUUAAGGCAUGGCAUGAGGCGACAAGAGAUCAAGGUGCCGUGAACUACCAAAAAUUGAUAGUAGCCUCUGAUCGAGGCAUGACCAACUGGUUGCGAGAAUACGCAGAAGUUGAGGACUAUGGAUAUAACCGUGUCGAACCUGUAACCCUAGGCAGUAGAACGACUUUUAGCUUUAAACCAAGUCAAGAGCUUGUUUCCCAUACAGGAUUUAAUUAUAUCGAAGCUUGCCAGGUUGAGCACUGCGCUGGUGCUCUGGCAGUCGUUUUUGGAUUUCCGAACGGCUUCAAGUUUGCAUACUCUGGGGACUGUCGGCCUUCGGAAAGAUUUGUGAGGAUUGGACAAGGUGCUACACUUCUUAUUCAUGAGGCUACAUUUGACGAUGAGCUCCGGGGCGACGCAGUUGCAAAGAAACAUUCGACUACUUCGGAAGCGCUGGAUAUUGGUAAAAGGAUGAACGCUCGCCGAAUCUUACUAACUCAUUUCUCUCAAAGAUACCAAAAGAUUCCAAUAAUGAACUGCAAAGACGGAAAAUCUCAAGUGGCUAUUGUAGCUUUUGACUAUAUGAAGAUACGGAUUGAAGACUUUGUUAAGAUGGAGGCUCUCAAACCUGCCCUCAUGAAACUUUAUGAAGGUAAAGAGGAAUGA
Molecule: messenger RNA, 2436 nt
Organism: Blumeria graminis f. sp. triticale
Lineage: Eukaryota; Fungi; Ascomycota; Leotiomycetes; Helotiales; Erysiphaceae
Source: the annotation of a GenBank genome assembly